UCAGACAUUACAGGACCAAACAGAUGACACUCCUAUGCAGCCUACUCACUCAUUUCAAUGAUAGAAGCCAAAACAUCACCAGAGCCCCUUCUUUGGAAUUGCUUUCAGAAGUCUGUGGCACUUUUAAUAUCCUCAGUAAACUUCUGGUUCAAGAUGGUGGAUGAAGCACAUGUUACAGCCUUUCUUUGUCACCCCAAAUCUCUGGAACUGAUAGAAAAGAUAUUUUUAAAAUCUACAACUGAACUCUAAAACAAGAAGGGAGCCCUCCUUGGGCCAGAAAUUCUGAAAGUAUAAAAACUGAUGGAAUCGACCCGAUGGAGGAAACAAAUCAAAAUACACACAGAAAAGUAUCCCUACAAAGGCAAGACAAAACCAAAUGGGGUCUCAUAUGUGGAGAGAGUAGGUUUAUGAGAGCAGGAGGAAACUAGGGGCAACAAGCAGAUUGAGGAAAUGGCUUCAGGAGUUCCCGUAUAUCUCCUUCCCCCCCUAUCAAACAGCAGCUGAGGUAGGGACUCUUUCCAAAAAAGCUAUUGGCACAGAGGGCUGGGGCUGCAGAUGCAGGGUACACCCAAGCCCAGAAGCCUAGCUCUAAGAUAUUCUGACUAGUGGCAUGUUCCACCCCUUUCUCACUCUUCCUGUAAACAUUUUGGAAUACAAACUGCACCAGAAUGUCCUGUCUGUUCUCUUCCUCCCCAAAAAGGUGGACAAAGAGAGGUAGCCGGAUGACUAAUGGGAAAUUUCAGCCACAAAAAUGAGCACAUAAUUAAGACCAAAAUCUGAUGAAUGCCAACACCAUAUGAGGAAGUCACAAACUGUAAACAGAAGAGUUUGCACCUAAGGAAACAGACUUACUGAUCAAUCAAAACAGGGCCCUAUAAUACAUUGAAUUAAUAACAACCUCAGCAGAUAAUAACAACAUCAGCAGAUACUGCCAUCCAAAAAGAAAUGAACAUAUAAUGGACAUUAAUAGUUUGAUUUUUGAAAUGAAAAUCUGAAUGGAUGGACUGAAAGCCAAAUAACAGUUGAAGAGCUGGGAGAUUCAAUCAAGGAAUUAUCUCAGAAUGUAGCACAAAGAGAUAAAAGAGAUGGGAAAUAUGAAAAGAGCAGGACUUUAAGUUUUUUCUCUUGAGAUCAAGGAACAAAAGAUGGUUUUGGAAAUGCUGAACCCAAUGCAUUAUAACAUCACCAGCAUGAUGCCCGAAGUCAUGCCUGUGGCCACCAUGCCGAUCCUGCUGCUCACUGGCUUUCUUCUUUUGGUUUGGAAUUAUGAAGACACAUCCUCAAUACCCGGUCCUGGCUAUUGUAUGGGGAUUGGGCCCCUCAUUUCCCACUGCAGGUUCCUGUGGAUGGGCAUUGGCAGUGCCUGCAACUACUACAACAAGAUGUAUGGAGAAUUCAUGAGAGUUUGGAUAUGUGGAGAGGAAACACUCAUUAUUAGCAAGUCCUCAAGUAUGUUCCACAUAAUGAAGCACAGUCACUACAGCUCCCGAUUCGGCAGCAAACUUGGACUGCAGUGCAUCGGCAUGCAUGAAAACGGCAUCAUAUUUAAUAAUAAUCCAACCCUCUGGAAAGCCAUUCGACCUUUCUUUACAAAAGCUUUGUCUGGCCCCGGCCUUGUGCGCAUGGUGACAAUUUGUGUUGGAUCCAUCAUCACACAUCUGGACAGGUUGGAGGAGGUCAGCAACGAAUUGGGUUACAUCGAUGUGUUGACCCUCAUGCGGCGCAUCAUGCUGGACACCUCUAACAUUCUCUUCCUGGGGAUCCCCUUGGACGAAAGUGCCAUCGUGGUUAAAAUCCAGGGUUAUUUUGAUGCAUGGCAAGCUCUCCUUCUCAAACCAGACAUCUUCUUUAAGAUUUCUUGGCUAUACAAAAAGUAUGAAAAGUCUGUCAAGGAUUUGAAAGAUGCCAUGGAAAUUCUGAUAGAAGAAAAAAGACACAGAAUUUCCACAGCAGAGAAACUGGAAGACUAUAUGGAUUUUGCCACCGAGUUGAUUUUUGCUGAGAAACGUGGUGACUUGACAAGAGAGAAUGUGAACCAGUGCAUACUGGAAAUGCUGAUUGCAGCACCAGAUACCAUGUCUGUCUCUGUGUUCUUUAUGCUGUUUCUCAUUGCAAAGCACCCUAAGGUUGAAGAGGCAAUAAUGAAGGAGAUCCAGACUGUUAUUGGUGAAAGAGAUGUAAGAAUUGAUGAUAUGCAAAAAUUAAAAGUGGUGGAAAACUUUAUCUACGAGAGCAUGCGGUACCAGCCUGUUGUGAACUUGGUCAUGCGCAAAGCCUUACAGGAUGAUGUCAUCGAUGGCUACCCAGUGAAAAAGGGGACUAACAUUAUCCUAAAUAUUGGAAGAAUGCAUAGACUAGAGUUUUUCCCCAAGCCCAAUGAAUUUACUCUUGAAAACUUUGCAAAGAAUGUUCCUUACAGGUAUUUUCAGCCUUUCGGUUUUGGGCCCCGCAGCUGUGCAGGAAAGUACAUCGCCAUGGUGAUGAUGAAAGUCGUCCUGGUUACACUACUGAGACGAUUCCACGUGCAGACAUUGCAAGGAGAGUGUGUUGAAAGUUUACGGAAAAAAUAUGGCUUGUCCUUACACCCAGAGGAGACUAGCAACUUGCUGGAAAUGGUUUUUAUCCCAAGAAAUUCAGAAAAGUGCCUCGAACACUAAAGAAGGCUGAUCAGUACCUACUCUGGAGCAUUUCUCAUCAGGAGUUCACAUGGAAAUCACCCGUUCACCCUCAUGGUGAACAUUCGGUGGCCUGUGCCAUUUUAUAGGCACGACUCGUAUGGACUGUCAGCAAGUCA
Callorhinus ursinus (northern fur seal) is the source of this 2794-nucleotide messenger RNA. The record is from RefSeq and is a predicted model, not a curated record. Lineage: Eukaryota; Metazoa; Chordata; Mammalia; Carnivora; Otariidae.